Molecule: messenger RNA, 7137 nt
Organism: Pelobates fuscus (common spadefoot toad)
Lineage: Eukaryota; Metazoa; Chordata; Amphibia; Anura; Pelobatidae
Gene: PI4KA
Product: phosphatidylinositol 4-kinase alpha
Exons: 58
Coding region: 35-6505 (2156 amino acids)
Biological process (GO): phosphatidylinositol-mediated signaling; phosphatidylinositol phosphate biosynthetic process
Cellular component (GO): cytoplasm; plasma membrane
Molecular function (GO): 1-phosphatidylinositol 4-kinase activity
Source: RefSeq, a predicted model, not a curated record
GGUGACGUCAUUUGACGGCUCCACCGGGUGAAACAUGGCGGCCAAAGGGGGUGGCUGCGGCUCCCGGGGGUUUUAUUUUAACACCGUGCUGUCCCUGGCCCGCUCACUGUCCGUGCAGAGACCGGCGGCCCUGGAGAAGGUACAGAAACUACUGUGUAUGUGCCCUGUGGAUUUCCAUGGAGUGUUCCAGCUGGAUGAGAGGCGCAGAGAUGCACUCAUUGCUUUGGGUAUCUUUCUGGUGGAAUCAGAUCUUCAGCAUAAAGACAACGUGGUCCCUUACCUUCUGAGGCUAUUAAGAGGUUUACCGAAGGUGGUAUGGAUAGAAGAAAGUAAUGCACGGAAGGGCAAAGGUACACUUUCUGUGGCAGAGAUAUUUAGUUUCUGUCUAGUGACCUUACUAUCAGAUGUUGCACACAGGGAUCUGUGCUAUAGGAGUCAGAUAUUAGAGACUGUACUGGAUGUGAUGCAAUGUCUGCUUGGAAUGUGUCAGUCACCACAGGCUCAAGAUAAAGAAUACCUGUGUAAGUAUGCAGUUCCAUGUCUAAUUGGCAUUUCCCGAGCAUUUGGACGCUACAGCAACACUGAAGAAUCCUUGCUGUCCAAGCUGUUUCCAAAGGUCUCUCCGAAAUCCCUGAAGGCGCCCGAUGAAUUGGAAGGAAUCAGGCGACGUUCCUUCAAUGACUUUCGUUCCAUCCUGCCGAACUCCCUGCUGAAUGUGUGUCAGGGAGACUCGCUAAAAAGAAAGACCAGUAGUGUGUCCAGUGGCUCCCAGGUUAGCCCUGAUCGUGUUGUUCCUCCCCCUGGAUCCCCCGCAGGACACAGCAUCCCAUACUUUGAAGGCUCAUAUUUGCCGGAUGGCAGUUCAGUGGAUCCAGAUUAUUACCUCACGACCAUCAGUUCCAGCUUCUCUGUUUCCCCUCUUUUCACGGGUGUGAACAACAAGGAGUUUGACAUCCCCCAGGAUAUGCUGCGUCAGUUACUAUCCAUGGUGAAGCAGAUUGUUGCAGAUCCAGUUUUGAGCUCAUUGGAUACCCUGAUUACUGAAGUUACAGAGGCAAAUCCCAAUGCAGAUCUUUAUUAUAAGACAUUUAGUGAUCCGCUCUACGUGGCCAUGUUUAAGAUGCUUAGAGAUACACUGUAUCACAUGAAAGACCUCCAGACCUCAUUUGUGAAGGAAAUCCAUGACUUUGUCCUUGAACAGUUUAACAGCAGCCAGUCUGAGCUGCAGAAAAUUCUGCAUGAUGUGGACAGACUACACAGUGAACUCAGUCCUUUGAAGUUAAGAUGUCAGGCAAGUGCAGCCUGUGUGGACCUCAUGGUGUGGGCAGCCAAGGACGAACAAGGUGCAGAGAACUUGUGCAUCAAACUGUCGGAAAAGCUGCAGUCCAAGACUUCUAGUAAAGUCAUUAUCGCCCACAUGCCUCUUUUGAUCUGCUGCUUACAGGGUCUGGGUCGCCUGUGUGAAAGAUUUCCUGUGGUUGUGCACUCUGUGACUCCAUCGCUUCGAGACUUCCUGGUGAUCCCUUCUCCUGUGCUGGUGAAACUAUAUAAAUACCACAGCCAGUAUCAGUCAGGUGGUAAUGAUAUUAAAAUCAGUGUCACUAAUGAGCACUCAGAGUCCACCAUGAAUGUUAUCUCUGGCAGGAAGAGUCAGCCCUCUAUGUAUGAGCAGCUUCGGGAUAUUGCUAUUGAAAACGUCUGCAGAUGCUUAAAAGCUGGAUUGACUAUUGACCCAGUCAUUGUCGAGGCCUUCCUUGCCAGUUUAUCCAAUCGCUUGUACAUAUCACAGGAAAACGAAAAGGAUGCCCAUUUGAUCCCUGAUCACACUAUUCGUGCCUUAGGGCAUAUUGCUGUGGCCCUAAGGGAUACCCCUAAAGUGAUGGAACCCAUCCUCCAGAUUCUACAGCAGAAGUUUUGUCAGCCUCCUUCUCAGCUGGAUGUGCUCAUCGUAGAUCAGCUUGGAUGCAUGGUCAUUACUGGAAAUCAAUAUAUCUACCAGGAGGUGUGGAACCUGUUCCAGCAGAUUAGUGUGAAGGCCAGUUCUGUGGUGUACUCCACCAAGGAUUAUAAAGAUCAUGGAUAUAGGCACUGCUCCUUGGCCGUCAUAAAUGCUCUUGCGAACAUUGCAGCCAACAUCCAGGGGGAACAGCUGGUGGACGAGCUGCUGAUGAACCUGCUGGAGCUGUUUGUGCAGCUGGGACUUGAGGGGAAGAGAGCGAGUGAAAGGGCCAGUGAGAAGGGACCCGCACUAAAGGCUUCAAGCAGUGCGGGGAAUUUGGGAGUCUUGAUUCCAGUCAUUGCAGUGCUCACACGGAGAUUACCACCGAUCAAGGAGGCUAAGCCACGGCUUCAGAAACUCUUCAGAGACUUCUGGCUGUAUUCUGUUCUUAUGGGGUUCGCUGUGGAGGGAUCAGGCCUCUAUUCGCAUCACUUCCAACCUGUGUCUGCUGCUCUCGCUGUGUAUCACUGUGUACCUGUACUCUGCAGUGUUCCUCUUGUAGAACCAUCUCCCUGUACUAUGCAAGCCCAUCAGCAUGAAGACACAUACAAACCACAUGAACCAGGCAGCAGCAGUCGACGACUCUGGCCCGAGGAAUGGUACGAGGGUGUCUGUGAAAUUGCCACUAAAUCCCCUCUGCUGACCUUUCCAAGCAAGGAGCCGCUUCGAUCUGUUCUACAGUACAACUCUGCCAUGAAGAAUGACACCGUGACUCCAGCAGAAUUGAAUGAGCUGAGAAGCACCAUUAUCAACCUGCUGGACCCAGCUCCGGAGGUGUCUGCACUCAUCAACAAGUUAGACUUUGCAAUGUCUACCUACCUGCUGUCUGUGUAUCGCCUGGAGCACAUGAGAGUCCUGCACUCCACAGAUAAGGAUCGUUUCCAGGUCAUGUUCUUUUACUUUGAAGACAAAGCUAUCCAGAAGGAUAAAUCAGGGAUGAUGCAGUGUGUUAUUGCAGUAGCAGAUAAAGUAUUUGAUGCCUUUUUGGCAGUGAUGGCGGAUAAGCCCAAAACAAAGGAAAAUGAGCAAGAGCUGGAGCGUCACGCACAGUUUCUGUUGGUGAACUUCAACCAUAUCCACAAGCGCAUCCGACGAGUGGCCGACAAGUAUUUGUCUGGACUUGUAGACAAAUUUCCCCAUUUGCUCUGGAGUGGGACUGUGUUGAGAACAAUGUUGGACAUCUUGCAAACUUUGUCCCUUUCACUUAGUGCGGAUAUUCAUAAGGACCAACCAUACUAUGACAUUCCUGAUGCCCCAUACAGAAUAACUGUUCCUGAUACCUACGAAGCUAGGGAGAGCAUUGUGAAGGACUUUGCUGCUCGUUGUGGAAUGAUUCUACAAGAAGCCAUGAAAUGGGCCCCUUCAGUGACCAAAUCCCAUCUACAGGAAUACCUAAACAAACACCAGAACUGGGUGUCUGGCCUUUCACAGCACACAGGCCUUGCCAUGGCUACAGAAAGCAUAUUGCAUUUUGCCGGAUACAACAGGCAAAACACAACUCUUGGGUAUCCAGCUUCCUAUGUCCAGAUGACUCAGUUAACUGAGCGCCCAGCCUGUGUCAAGAAAGACUACUCCAACUUUAUGGCAUCUCUGAACCUGCGCAAUCGCUACGCUGGUGAGGUUGCUGGCAUGAUUGACUUCUCUGAUGCAACAGGCAGAGCUUCUGAUCUGAACAAACUGAUGAUGAAAUAUCUGAAUGAUGCGCUGGAUUCUGGAAAACCACAGGCAUACACCCAGGUCAUGUUCAAACUUACAGCCAUGCUCAUCAUCAGCAGAGAAUGUGAUGCUCAACUCCUGCACCAUCUCUGUUGGGCUCCCUUGCGCAUGUUUACUGAUCAUGGUAUGGAGACUGCUAUUGCUUGCUGGGAGUGGUUGCUGGCAGCUAAGAAUGGAAUUGAAGUGCCGUUUAUGCGGGAAAUGGUUGGAGCUUGGCAGAUGACAGUAGAGCAGAAGAUCGGGCUUUUCUCCAUUGAGAAGAAGGAAGCAGAUCCCCUGGCUGCCUCGGAGCAAAGCCAGCCUCAACCUUGCCCCCCAGAAGUGAAUCCUCAUUAUAUAUGGAUCGAUUUCUUGAUGCAGAGAUUUGAGAUCGCAAAAUAUUGUAGCUCAGACCAAGUGGAAAUCUUCUCUAGCUUACUGCAGCGUUCUUUGUCCUUAAACAUUGGAGGGUCCAAGGGAAGCCUUAACCGUCAUGUUGCUGCUAUUGGACCAAGAUUCAAAUUGCUGACUCUUGGGUUGUCCCUCCUACAUGCUGAUGUGGUCCCAAAUGCCACCAUCCGCAAUGUUCUGAGAGAGAAAAUUUACUCUACAGCAUUCGACUACUUUAGUUGCCCUCCCAAAUUCCCAACACAAGCAGAGAAACAAUUACGAGAGGACAUCAGUAUUAUGAUCAAGUUCUGGACUGCCAUGUUCUCUGACAAGAAGUAUUUAACAGCUAAUCAACUAGUGCCACCAGAUAAUCUAGACCCAUCAGUGAACAGCCUGUCUGUAAUGUCAGAUGUCAACCGCAGUAAUUUAGAUGUAACAGUUGGGUCUCGUCAACAAACAGCCCAGGGUUGGAUUAACACAUAUCCCUUGUCCAGUGGCAUGUCCACCAUCUCCAAAAAAUCAGGAUUGGCAAAAAAAACAAACCGAGGAACGCAGUUGCAUAAAUACUAUAUGAAGAGGAGAACUCUGCUGCUUUCUCUACUAGCCACUGAGAUUGAGCGGUUGACCACUUGGUACAAUCCUUUGUCCUCCCCUGAGUUAGAGCUAGAUCCGACAGGAGAAAACAGUGUGGCUAACUGGAGAUCCAAAUACAUGAGCCUGAGUGAGAAGCAGUGGAAGGACAAUGUGAAUCUUGCAUGGAGCAUCUCUCCUCACCUGGCUGUGCAGCUGCCUACAAGAUUUAAAAACAAUGAAGCCAUUGGAGGGGAAGUGACCAGGCUUGUAAGACUAGACCCAGGAGCAGUAAGUGAUAUGCCAGAGGCUAUCAAGUUUCUUGUAACUUGGCACACAAUAGAUGCAGAUGCUCCAGAACUCAGCCACAUCUUGUGCUGGGCGUUAACUGACCCACCGACUGGACUCUCCUACUUCUCCAGCAUGUAUCCUCCACAUCCUCUCACUGCUCAGUAUGGAGUUAAAGUACUGCGAUCAUUCCCACCGGAUGCCAUCCUUUUCUACAUUCCUCAAAUUGUUCAAGCCCUGAGAUAUGACAAGAUGGGUUAUGUUCGAGAAUACAUUUUAUGGGCAGCUGCUAAGUCACAGCUUUUGGCACACCAAUUUAUCUGGAAUAUGAAGACCAACAUUUUCCUGGACGAGGAGGCACAUCAAAAGGACCCUGAUAUUGGGGAUCUGCUGGAACAGCUAGUAGAAGAAAUCACGGGAUCAUUGUCAGGACCAGCCAAAGAUUUCUAUCAGCGGGAGUUUGACUUUUUCAAUAAGAUAACCAAUGUCUCUGCCAUCAUAAAGCCAUACCCUAAAGGAGACGAGAGAAAGAAAGCAUGUCUAAAUGCUCUUUCUGAGGUGAAAGUCCAGCCAGGUUGUUAUCUGCCCAGUAAUCCAGAAGCAAUUGUAUUGGACAUUGAUUAUAAAUCUGGGACCCCCAUGCAAAGUGCGGCAAAAGCUCCUUAUUUGGCGAAAUUUAAAGUGAAGAGAUGUGGAGUGAGCGAGCUGGAGAAGGAAGGUCUUCGAUGCCGGUCCGACUCCAUUGAUGAAAGUGAGGAGGAAGAAGGGGACAAAAAAAUUUGCUGGCAGGCUGCCAUCUUUAAAGUGGGAGAUGACUGCAGGCAGGACAUGCUGGCCCUGCAGAUCAUUGACCUGUUCAAGAACAUUUUCCAACUAGUUGGACUUGACCUCUUUGUUUUCCCAUACCGAGUGGUUGCAACAGCUCCUGGGUGUGGUGUAAUUGAGUGCAUUCCUGACUGUACCUCCCGAGAUCAGUUGGGUCGCCAGACCGACUUUGGCAUGUACGACUACUUUACACGUCAAUAUGGAGAUGAGUCAACCCUUGCUUUCCAAAAGGCUCGAUAUAAUUUUAUCCGUAGUAUGGCAGCAUAUAGCCUCCUGCUUUUCCUGCUGCAGAUUAAAGAUCGACACAAUGGCAACAUCAUGCUGGACAAGAAGGGUCACAUCAUCCACAUAGAUUUUGGCUUCAUGUUUGAGAGUUCUCCAGGAGGUAACUUGGGUUGGGAGCCAGAUAUCAAACUGACUGAUGAAAUGGUGAUGAUAAUGGGAGGCAAGAUGGAAGCCACGCCCUUCAAAUGGUUUAUGGAGAUGUGUGUACGUGGUUACCUGGCUGUCAGACCAUAUAUGGAUGCUGUGGUGUCAUUGGUCACUCUUAUGCUGGACACAGGAUUGCCCUGCUUUCGUGGACAGACUAUUAAACAGCUGAAGCAUCGCUUUAGCGCUAACAUGACUGAGAGAGAUGCUGCAAAUUUCAUCUUGAAAAUUAUCCAAAACUGCUUCCUCAGUAACAGGAGCAAAACCUAUGACAUGAUCCAAUAUUAUCAGAAUGACAUCCCAUACUGAGUAUCUCCCGACCCUACCGUUUGGCAUCCUGCUUUUAGUUCCUUCAAUCUGUAUUCCUCUUACGUCUGUGUGCUCACACGCAAUGAACCACUGAGGGAUUUGCAGUCAAUGGGAAGUGAGGAGAGAGUGAUACUGGGAGGUGCAAGAACUACAGAGCAGGAAUUGUGGAGGCAAGUGGAUCAUGUCUUGCAUAGACUCCUUUCACAAAAACUAUUACCCAAGCCAAAAUUCCACAUUACAGACUGAGGAGCAAUGUGUUUAUUGCUAGUUACAGAUAGCUGAUUUUGUAUAAUGUUGUUAGAAUUGAAAUAAUAUGAGGGACAAGCCCCAAACAAUUUUAUUUAUGAGCGGCAACUUGUGGUACGAACCCUAGCCAUCAAAGAGCCGAUUUAAAUAACUGUGCACCUUAUGUAGUCAUGUUUUCCACUUGUAAGAUCCAGUACAGAGGAGGAUCAAACUAUAUUUGUGGGGUGUAAUUCAUGGAUUGAAGCUUGCACUGUGCCCCCAAAUAUGAAGAACUCCCUUCACGCAGGAUACUUGAAGAAAGUGACUUUUCUCUCUUGUGUGUACAAACUGUUGAUUUAUUUAAUCGGUUUACUGUAAUUAAACAGCAAAGUAACUUUGGUUUUGUC